Molecule: messenger RNA, 1851 nt
Organism: Radiomyces spectabilis
Lineage: Eukaryota; Fungi; Mucoromycota; Mucoromycetes; Mucorales; Radiomycetaceae
Exons: 3
Coding region: 176-1555 (459 amino acids)
Source: RefSeq, a predicted model, not a curated record
UUACAUUUGGUGAGAUUUUGAAUGUCCGAACCGUUCCAAUUCAAAUUUGGGUGUCACAGCAACACCAACUCCACCCAAAAAAGUGAUGGACAUUAAGUUUGCCCAAAUGGCCGGUUCUCCAUUUCACUCAUCCAUCCCCAUUCCAUUCCUUUUUACUUCCCCCCUAUAAGGCAUCAUGGUAUUCCGAACAACACGGUCAAUACGCCGUUACAUAGUCAUGCUGGCUGUAGUUUCUGUAUUAUUUUACAUGUCGGCUCGUCACAUGUGGACUUCCGAUGGUUCCAUAGAAUUGGCCUAUACUGAGUCGGAUAUCCUCGCGGACGCCAUCCUGCUAGGCUCGUCCAAAGAAAUGCGCAUAAAGCAUGUGAACCAGAAAUACUGCGGCCGAGAUGUUUGUCGGUUCACUUUGCCGCUGGUGAUUACAGAGCAAGAAUCCAAGGCCCAGGAACACUUCCGUCAAAUUGCGUUUUUAUCAGGAAAAUUGGACCGAACGAUCGUCUUGCCCAAUGUUCACACAUCGCACUUGGGAGCUUGUCGACGCUAUCCGUUUGAAUUCUACUACUCACACUCAUGGUUGGAUAAUAACAGCCGUUUCUUUUCUUAUAUUACCAUGGAGGACUUUCGCGCUUGGAUUUCCGAACGGCAUGAAAUCGAAGCUAUCCCAACUGCACGAGAGUUAUUUGUCGAAAGCCAACCCGAAACCCAUCUUUUACAAAAGAACGACAAUUGUUUCCGACCUUUGUUUACCUUUGAGCAGUCAGCGAAACAGUUUCAGCUAGACGAUCCGGAAAAUCAAAAUCGUCGCGAAGGCAAUUACACCGAAAUAUUGUUCAAUGCGCUUUCAGACGAUCUACCCACGGAUAACAGUAACAGUACCAUCACCGGCCCGGAAGUGCUUCACCUAUACUAUGAUCGACGAUUUGGAUUCAUUGAAGAACCUGAAGUGAACGUUCCUUUAGCCUACAGCGCGAAAUGGGAAGGGCUGGCGGAUGAUAUUGCCGAUCAACUGAAGCCGUUUGUGGCUGUCCACUGGCGUAUGGAGCGUCUAGAACCUCUAAGCAACUUGCAGCCGUGCGCGGAAACAUUAGUGGAGAAACUAGCCAACAUUGACGUGACAGGCAAACCCAACGUCUUUCUGUUAACCGACUAUCCGCACCUGCUGCAGACAUCGCAAUCCGCUCCGGAAUCCAUGUCAUUUAAACUGGAGCAACUGCAACAGGAGCACCAUGACGCCAUUCGGUAUCUGUACAAGCAUGUCAACGUCACACUCACCACGCUGGACCGAGUGAAUCAAUUGCUUCCUUACGACGAACUGCCAAGGGAGAAUUGGAACAUCAUUCCUGUUUCGCCCUACGUGCAACCACCGGAUCCUAGCAUUCUGGGUAUCGUGGACAAACUCGUGGCCAUGCGCGCCCAAUGGUUCUUGGCUGGUGAACCAGGAAAAUGCGGUAAAACCAGUAGCUUUACCCGUCGCAUCAUUCUUCAUCGCCAAGACGCAUACCACAAUGGUGAUGAAAACAUCAUCGUCCCCUUUGACUAUUUCAAUGUAUCAUAAUAGAUCCAUUUCCUUUUUCAUUAGGCCGCUCUAUCUUUAUUUGUUUUGUAAAAUUCAUACCCGCAGAUUCUCUUUCAUCAAAAUCCAAAGUCCAAAACGUGCUGACCCAUUUCAUUUACUGUGCAUCCCUUUGCUGUCGCCUUCUCUUGAUAUUUUCUUGUGAUAGUCCAAUUUACAUGGAACUUUAGAUUGAUACGUAAAGCUUUUUCUACGCAUUUUACUGUAAAGUCGUCAAGGCAAUUUCUUCUUGACCAGACCACACGGCAGACGUGCGGAAUGGAUUAUUUGCCAGGCCG